GCUCCCGCGGCUCCUGUCAGAUGUCCUACACGUACGAGUGGCGGUGCAGCUGCGACUCGGGCUGGUUCGGCGAUGACUGCUCCCUGCCCCUAGAGAGCGACUGUGCCGAUGACAUCGACAACGACAAAGACGGCCUGCGCGACUGCGAGGACCCAGAGUGCUGCGGGACGUCGGCCUGCGCCGCCAGCCAGCUCUGCCUCAGCUCGCCCGACCCGGUGGAGGUGCUGCUGGGCAAGCACCCGCCCCGCAUCACCGCCUCCUUCUUCGAGCGCAGCCAGUUCCUGAUCGAGGAGGACAGCGUGCAGCGCUACGCCCGGAGCGAGGCCUUCAACCAGAGUCUUUUCUGGAAAAGCUUUAACGCCAGUCGGGCGGCCGUGCUGCGAGGUCGGGUCAUCACCGACGCCGGCUACGGCGUGCCGGGUGUGCGCGUCAGCUCGGAGAACCCCGCCGAGGGAUUCACGCUGACUCGGCGCCACGGCUGGUUCGACUUCCUGGUCAACGGCGGCGGCGCUGUGAAGCUCUGGUUCCGCCGCUCGCCGUUCCAGCCGGUCGAGCGCGUGCUGCACGUGCCCUGGAAUGAGAUUGUCGUCAUCGAUGACGUGGCGCUGACGACCUUGGCCGCCUCCGCCGUCUACAGUGGCCAGCCCACCUGCGCCCACCACGACUACGACAUCAUGAAGCCUGUGGUGCUGGCCAGCUGGAAGCACGAGUUCCAGGGCGGCUGUCCCGGCGAAUCGGCCGUGCUGGCCGAGUCGCAGGUGGUGCAGGAGUCGCUGCCGGUGCCGGCCACCGAGCUGCACCUGGUGUACCACUCGUCGCGCAGCCGCGGCUACCAGAGCACCAUACAGCUGCAGCUGACGCCGGAGACGGUAGCGCCCUCCCUGCGUCUGGUCCACCUGCGCGUGCACCUGCAGGGCGAGCUGGUCAGCAAGACGUUCGAGGCCGAACCCAACAUCAAGUACACCUACUCCUGGAACCGGCUCAACGUGUACAGCCAGCGCGUGUACGGCGUAACGACGGCGAUCGUCCGCGUGGGGUACCAGUACGCCGACUGCUCCCAGGUCAUCUGGGAUACCCAGACCACCACCAUAGCCGGCAGCGACAUCAGCAUCUCCGAGAUAGGCGGCUGGAACCUGGACAUUCACCACGCCUACAACAUUCCAGAAGGUAUCCUCCAGAAGGGGGACGGCACGAACGUGCACCUGCGCCAGCGGCCGCAGCUGCUGCGUACGACCGUGGGCGGCAGUCACCAGCGCGAGAUCGCCUGCCGCAGCUGCCAGGGCGCUGCGGGGCGCCAGCGGCUGCUAGCUGCCACGGCGCUGGCCGCCGCUGCCGACGGCUCACUGUACAUCGGCGACUUCAACCUGAUCCGGCGCGUCACGCCCGCCGGCAGCGUGGAGACGGUGGCCGAGCUCAACUCGACGGGCGUGUCCUACCGGUACCACCUGGCGGUCAGCCCGCUAGAUGGCGCCGUCUACGUGUCCGACCCAGAGUCGUACCAGAUCCUGCGCGUGCGCCAACCUCACGCGCCAGCUAAACCCGCCGCCAACCUGGAGCCGGUGGUGGGCAACGGCGAGAGGUGUCCGCCCGGCGACGAGUUCGGCUGCGGCGACGGCGGCCGCGCGCGCCACGCCCGCCUCACGUACCCCAAAGGUAUCGUCGUGGGCGCGGACGGCAGCCUGUUCUUCGCGGACGGCACCAACAUUCGCGUGGUGGACCCGUACCAGAUCAUCAGCACGCUGGUCGGCAACAGCAUGCACAAGUCCCACUGGCGGCCGUUCCCGUGCAUCGGCACGCUGAGCCAGGACCAGGUGCUGCUCCGCUGGCCCACUGAGCUGGCCGUCUCGCCGCUGGACGGCAGCCUGCACUUUAUCGACGAUCAUAUGGUGUUCCAGCUGACGGCCGACUACCGGGUGCGGCUGGUGGCCGGCAAGCCGCUGCAGUGUCCGUCGCGGCGGCAGCGCAGCCCGCCGCAGCUGGCCGCCCAGUCGACGCUCGUCUCGCCGCAGAGUCUGGCCUUCUCGCCCCAGGGCGACCUGUACGUGGCCGAGAGCGACAGCCAGCGUGUGAACCGCGUGCGCGUCAUCCAGACGGACGGCACGAUUCAGGGGCUGGCCGGCGCCGAGUCCAAGUGCAACUGCCGCGAGGACGACUGCAGGUGCUUUGACGAGGACCACGUGCUGGCGGCUGACGCGCUGCUGGGCGGAAUCGCGGCGCUGGCCGUCACGCCCGACGGUGCCGUCCACAUCUCGGACCAGGCCAACCACCGGAUCCGCACGGUGUCGGCGCCGCUGCCCGUGCCGGACCGGCGCGGCAGCUACCACAUCCACGCGCCCGACGACGGCCAUACCUACGUCUUCAACCGGUUCGGCCAGCACACGGAGACGCGCAACAUGGUGACGCGGCACACGCUGUACAAGUUCACGUACAACCUGAACGCCAGCAACGGCCGGCUGAGCUCGGUCACCGACGCCAUCGGCAACAAGGUCUCCUUCCUGCGCGACUACUCGUACCAGGUGACCUCGAUCGACAACCCUCUGGGUCAGAAGUGCGAGGUGAUCAUGUCUCCGAGCAGCGGGCAGCUGCAGCAGUUCAUCACCCCCGACCGCUUCAACACCAGCUUCGAGUACCUGGACACCUCGGGACUGAUGGGCGCCCGGUACGACGCGGCCGGCCGCAGCACGACCUACGACUACGACCAGUACGGUCGGCUGAUCGGUCACGUGACGCCCACGGGUCACGUGCUGCGGCUGAGCUUCGAUCUGAGCAAGCAGGGCGCGUCGGUUGUCGUCACCCGGGACGGCAAGGCGGCCGAGAGUCUGCUCAUCCAGCGGAGCACCGUCACCAUGGUGAACGGCUCCGGCACCUGGGUGACCUCGGUGUCGGCUGGCGGUGACCUGGAGCACGUGACGCCCUGGGGUCACGCCACGCUGACGGACGUGGUGACCUACCCGGCGCUGGGCGGCGAGCCGCCGGCGCAGGCGCGCCGCCUGCUGGCGCCCGGCUCGCAGCGGCUCGAGGUGGCCGGAGACCCGGUCAACAGGUUCGAGUGGCUCUACUUCACCGAGAAGCAGGCGCGCGGCCGCGGCAGGAGGAUCACCAAGGUGGGGCGAAACCUGAAGGUGAACGGCGACAUUCAGCUGACUCUGGAGUAUGACGUGGCGUCGUCGCGCCAGUCGGUGCGCACGCGCAAUGACAUCACCAUUCUGGACAUCAGCUACGAUCAGCUGGGUCGGCCGACGGCCUGGCGCGCGCACGGAUACUUCCUCGAUGUGGAGCUCGAGUAUGACCAGUUCGGUCGUCUGAGGAAGUGGAAGAGAGGCGGCCGGACCGAGUCGUACCGCUACGACCGCGUGGGCCGUCUAACGACCGUCACCGGCCCCGACGGCUCCAAGCUGCAAUACCGGUUCAGCCAACCGACCAGCACCCAGCCGUCGGCGGUGGUGAUGCCGGGCGGCGGCGAGUACCAGCUGCAGCUGGGUGCCGCCGGUGCCGUGGAGGCGGUGACGGUGCCAGGCGGCGGCCGGCACGCCUGGUCCGUUCAGACCGGGCUCGGCCUCAUGCAGCUGACCUACUCGUGGCCCGGCUCCGAGCAGCCCUAUACCCUGCUGCUCAACGACAGGCUGCAGGUGGUGGAGCGUCGCCUGCCGGACGGUCGGCGGACGCUGUACCAGCACGACAGCGCCGGCCGCCUGCAGCAGGCCGUUUGGGGCACGGGCGACCUGCUGCUGCGCUACCAGGCCGACGGCGCCGCGCUACAGGCUGUCAGCGCGCAGGACGCCGGCUUCGACGCCGUCACCGAAUUCAGGCUGCACGCCGGCCUGCGCAAGAAGGAGGACAACAAGUUCCAGCGCGGCGACGACUUCCACAGCACCAAGUUCAAGUACCAGUACGACGGCAACGCGCGACUGCGCAAGAUCAACGUGGAGGUGGGCAACACGGAGCUGUCGCCGAUCGUGCUGCGCUACUCAUCCACGCAGGGCACGUUGGAGCAGGUGGACGACCUCAAGAUGUACUACAGCCACCCCAACCGCUCGGUCGUGCACGACGGCGACAAGUCCUUCAGCAAGGUCACCAUGAUGAGCGGCUUCAACGAGCCGGAGCUCACCGUGCUCAACCUCCACGGCUACGACGUAUUCCGGCUGGAAACGGUCUACGACAAGGCGGGCCGCAUCAGCCGCGAAACGGCCGCCGUCGGCAACAACGUGGUGCGCAUGCGCUUCAACUACACGGCCGACGGCCGGCUGGCGGCGGCGGAGGCGCACGAGAGCUGGACGUACGAGUACGGCGCCGGCGGCAACGUGCGGCGCGUCACCACGCGGCAGGGCUCGGUCGACCGGCAGUACGACGCGUCCGACCGCAUGACACGCUACGGGGACGUUGACGACAUGCGCUACGACGCCAACGGCUUCCUGGCGCAAGCUGACGGCCGGCGCAUGACGUACGACGCGCGCGGCCGGCUGACGCAGGUGGUGGACGCCGCCGGCCGCCAGGUGGGCUACGUGUACGACUGGCUGGGCCGCCUGGCGGCGAGGCGCACCUCCGACGGCCAGGUGGUGCAGUACCUGUACGCCGACCCGUACCACCCGCGCCGGCUCAGCCACGCGCACCGGCCGGCGCAGGGCCGCACCGACACCUACCUCUACUGCCACCGCGGCCACCUGCUGGCCGUGCAGAGCGCGGGCCAGCGCCACUACGUGGCGGCCGACACGCGUGGCACGCCGCUGGCCGUCUUCAACACGCACCGGAGCGUGGUGAAGGAGAUGCGGCGGGAUCCGUGGGGCCACGUGAUCCGCGACACGAACGCCGGCCUGCCCCUCGACGUCGACCUGUUCGGCUGGGUGCGUGACCUCGAGCUGGGCCUGCUGUUCGACCCGGCGGGCCGCGUGUACGAGCCGCGCCUGCAGCAGUACCUGACGCCCGGCUGGGAGGCGGCGCUGGCGCGGCUCCACCAGCCCGAGGCGCUGCACCUGUACCGCUUCAUGGACAACGACCCGGUGAACGGGGCCACCCGCCACCCGCCGCCCUCAGACCUGCGCUCGUGGCUGGCGGAGUUCAGCUUUGACCUGGACCGGAUGCAGGGCUCAGUGUACGCGCAACGCCUGGUGCCGGAGCCGUCUCCGCCGCUGGCGGUGCCGCAGCUGCCGGCCGCGCCGCGCCUCAUCUCGGGCCUGGCCUGCAUGGAGCGGCGGCGGCGUGCCGUCUUCUCCGAGCCGGACCAGGUGUCACCCGGCGGUCAGCUGGCGACCGGGGGCGGCGGCCGCUGGCCGCUGGUGCCUCGGCUGGCCGCCGUCGGGCCGCCGCUCGGCGCCGGCCUGCUGCUGUCGGACGAGCAGGGCCGGGCGGCGCUGCGCCAGGCCGGGCCGGCCGGCGUGCUCCAGGACGUCAUGCUCAGCGUACUGAACGCCAGCCGGCUGCUGGACGUGCGGCUAACGGACGGCGACGGCCGUCAGCAGCUCUUCUUCCUGCGGCCGGCCGCCAGCCGCGAGCCGGACGCCCAGCAGCUGCAGCGGCUCGGUCGUUACAACCUCAGCCGAGCCGACGACCGGCUGCAGCUGGCGCUGCCCGACGCCGCCAUCCACCUGGUGUACGGCGCCGACGACUCGCCGCAGCGCGAGCUGAUCGACACGGGCAGCGUGGCCGGCGCGCGCGCCGAGGACGUUCACCCGCUGACGGCGUACCCCGCGCUCGCCGGCGAUUGGUCCAACGUCGCGCUGCGGCCGGCCGGCCGGAGACGCAGCCGCAAGUCGGCACGCAGGAGGCUGCGGCGCCGCUUCCUGCGUCGCCACGCGCUCUGA
Molecule: messenger RNA, 5798 nt
Organism: Pollicipes pollicipes
Lineage: Eukaryota; Metazoa; Arthropoda; Thecostraca; Pollicipedomorpha; Pollicipedidae
Product: teneurin-m
Biological process (GO): motor neuron axon guidance
Source: RefSeq, a predicted model, not a curated record